Pieris napi is the source of this 1965-nucleotide messenger RNA. RefSeq names its product probable phytanoyl-CoA dioxygenase. Gene Ontology annotation, biological process: fatty acid alpha-oxidation. The transcript has 9 exons. Gene Ontology annotation, molecular function: phytanoyl-CoA dioxygenase activity. The coding region runs from base 78 to 983 and encodes 301 amino acids. Lineage: Eukaryota; Metazoa; Arthropoda; Insecta; Lepidoptera; Pieridae. The record is from RefSeq and is a predicted model, not a curated record.
ACAACAGUACAGUUUUUAAUUUAACUUAGAGCAAUGAGCAAUAUACUUGUUGCAAAUUGCAAUUUUAUUCAAAUACUAUGGAAUCCUCGACGGCUGCAGAGAUUAAGCCUCAUCCAAAUUGUGUGGCUGUAGAUAACAACUACUUUUUAUCAGCAGAACAAAAACAGUUUUAUGUAGAAAAUGGGUACCUUGUUAUAAAACGGAUGUUUGAUUUCGAUGAAUUAUACAACUUUAAACAGCAUUUUAUUCGUCUUGCCAAAGGACUGGUGGAUAAAGGAAAUUCAACAGUAGUUCGUGAGCCUUCUCUUGUCAAGAAGGGGUUGAAAGGAGAGCAGGCCAUUAAUAAGAUCCAGGACAUCCAGUAUGACGAUGUUUUUAUGACCUAUACAGAGAAUCCAAAACUGUUGAAUGUUGUCUCACAGUUCAUUGGUGAUAACAUACGAGUGAUGCAUAGUAUGUUUAUCAAUAAACCACCUGGCUGUUCUCAUCACCCACCCCAUCAGGACCUAUUUUACUUCCCCUUUCGUCCUGCAGAGAAAAUCAUAGCGUCAUGGACAGCUGUUGAUGAAGUCACGAAGGACAAUGGCUGCCUCUUCAUCGAACCACGGUCUCACAAGUUGAAUCAUUUGUAUGCACAUGGGCAAUUGCCGGAUGCAAAUAAAUUGUACCACGGUAUAUUAGACAAGUCGGUGUUUGACAGCAGCAAGUAUGUCCAGUUGGAGAUGACUCCCGGAGAUACAGUGUUCUUUCAUCCCUUACUUGUUCAUGGAUCUGGACCAAAUAUUACUAAGUUCUACCGCAAGUCGAUAACGGUUCACUACGCCAGCGGUUACUGCCAGUAUGUGGACGUGGGUGGGACUGUCCAAGAGGUUGCCGCCAAAGAUAUUGAGAACGAAGCCCAAAGAAGAGGAUUUGACCUCUCUUUUGUGGAUACUUGGCGACUUAGAAGCAAGCAAGUGAUGGGAGCGAGAGCAAACCUUUAAAAGGUCCAGUCCAGACGUAACUUUUAUGAUGAUCCUUAUAUAAGUAUAAGACAUUCCUUUAUGUGAAAACAUUUUGUGGUUACGGUAUAUAGAUGUCGCUCAUAAAUUCUAUUGCUGCCAUUUCCUUUGGCCGUUAAACUUCGUUCAAUGAUAUUUCUGUCGACAUUUGACUAUCUUAAAAGAGAAACCGUAUUUGGAACUAAACGGGAACACGAAUUUCUAUAGUCUAUACUAAUUGUGUGAAUAGAAACCACGCCACAAUGGUAAGUCAGUAGGUACUGUUCCGGGUUAGUAUCGUCCUGUGUCGAUAUUUUUAUCGAGCGGCAAUAACUAUUUUAAUACAAGAAUUAUUCACCCAUAUAUAGUAAUUUCAGAGAUUUUUAUUAGAGUCAUUUUACACUUUUAAUAUGCUUAAGUAAUUGGUAAUAAUAUGGUAAUGGGUAGUUGGUAGAUUGAUUAAUUUUUACAGUAUUAAAUGUUGUUUUUGAAAACCAGAAAUUGUGACCAAUUUGUAUUACCGUCACAAAAACUAAUACGAAAACUCCUGUUUCUUUAAUAAAUAACAAAUAUCUUAUUCUUUAAAAAAAAUCGACGCUUUCGGCUUUCAAAAACUGAUUUUAUUGUAAUUUUACGUGUGUAAGGCUGUAUAAUUUUGAUGUAAAUUGCCUUUUAUGUAAUCAAUUUUACGAUGGGAUUUGGGGACGCCACAAAUAUAUUAUUUAAAAAAUGAUAUUAAGAUUUAUACUAUGUUAUUUUUAAUUAAUGGAUAUGGUGCAAUAAUAAGCUGUAUUAUGAUAUUAACUGUGAUAGUUUGGUGUUUUUAUGAAUUAUAUAUAGUGUUAAAAUAUAAAGACUUGACAGUUAAACAUGUACUUUGACUAGAAAUAUAUUUAAAUAUUUUUCACCUGGGUGAUAUUAUGAAUAACAAGAAAACACAUUGUACUAAAAUACAUUUAUUAAUAAAUCUAUGGUUUGGUCUUGA